This is a messenger RNA of Ostertagia ostertagi, 783 nucleotides long. The record is from the annotation of a GenBank genome assembly. NCBI's taxonomy places the organism in Eukaryota, Metazoa, Nematoda, Chromadorea, Rhabditida, Trichostrongylidae.
AUGCCAAUCCGAAUGGAUGACGGCCACCAUCAGAUGUUCAUCAAUGUGAAGCGGGUUCUUUGCGAGGAAGCUCACAGCCUGCAGCAUAUUCAACACAUAGUGAGCAUGGUUGUCCGCAAUUACCGAUCCUACUUCUCGUGUCGUCACGCUCUCUUUAAACCACUCAUGAACGCUGUUCGUCGUGUCAUAAGCACUCCGAAUUCUGCAAUGGAUGGGGUGAUGACUCGAAAAUUGGCGUUGGAUAUGUGCGAGAUGGUAAUUAAGUGGGAGUUGCUGCGUUUGCAAAAGGUUGAACAGUUGACGCAAGGCCUUCCAUCACACGAUGAUGAGUUUGAGUCAUUACUGAAUGACCAGGAGGCAUCGCGACCGGCAGCUCCACAGUCAAGCGGCAUUCCAACAAGCAGUGCAGGUGGUGAUUUUGACGACCAGUUGUACAAACAAAUGUCAAAAGAAUGUGUAGAUGAAGUAGUAGCCAUGCUCCUGAAGUUUGCUAUCCAGCCCACAACUGGGGUGCAGCCGCACCAGUUGCAUCAAGCGACGGUCGAGAACGGGAAGCGAAGUAUAGGCCUAAUGAAGCAGUGCCUCAAGUCCGCUGUUUGGGGAGAUAUUGUGACUAUCAAAGUCGGAUGGCUUGAGAAAGAGCUAACGGUACCACCAGAGUCCUUGGUACGGCAGGAAAAUCAGGCACAGUUCGCUCAAUCAAUAUCGCAGUCUCAGCAAGCGCUCGAAGGCCACAGUUCGCCCAAUCAAUAUCGCAGUCUCAGCAAGCGCUCGAAGUGGUGA